Messenger RNA from Stegastes partitus (bicolor damselfish), 4829 nucleotides. It is a transcript of the gene neurl1aa, whose product is annotated as neuralized E3 ubiquitin protein ligase 1Aa. The transcript has 6 exons. Gene Ontology annotation, biological process: negative regulation of Notch signaling pathway. Gene Ontology annotation, molecular function: ubiquitin protein ligase activity. Lineage: Eukaryota; Metazoa; Chordata; Actinopteri; Pomacentridae. The record is from RefSeq and is a predicted model, not a curated record. Gene Ontology annotation, cellular component: postsynaptic density; plasma membrane. Bases 57 to 1964 code for a protein of 635 amino acids.
AGUGAACGGACUGAGUGACUGACUGACGGACCGACGGACGGACGGACGCUCGGUGAAUGAGGGGGCGGGGUGGCGGCGGCGAUGUGCGUCUGUGCGCUCCGGGAGGAGGAGGUGAGCGUUUCCAGCGUCUCUGCAUCUAUUCGGCGGACGCUACCUUCGGAUGCAGCCAUGUCACGAGCACCGGGAGCAUCAGAGUAAGCGGCGGACACGGUAACGGACGGAGACGGAGCGCAGCGAUGGGCGGACAGAUAACGAGAAAUGCCUUUUACGACUCCCUCGGUGGUCCGUUCCCGUCCACGUCACACCGAUGUCACCACAAACCCAAGAGGUGCCUGCCCAUCCAGUGCGGCAGCGUCGGCGGGCCUUUUCCCAUCAGCCCGCUGCUUUUCCAUCCGAGUGCCAAGGGAUCCCAGAUCGUCAUGGACCUCGCCCAGAAGACGGUCAAGAGACAGGCCAGCUUCUGCAACGCCAUCACCUUCACCAACAGGCCCAUAGCGCUGUACGAGCAAGUUCGCCUCAAGAUUACUAAAAAGCAGUGCUGCUGGAGCGGGGCUCUGCGUCUGGGCUUCACCUCCAAAGACCCCUCCAGGAUAAACCCAGACAACCUGCCCAAGUACGCCUGCCCCGACCUGGUGUCCCAGAGCGGCUUCUGGGCCAAAGCGCUGCCCGAGGAGUUCGCCAACGAGGGCAACGUCAUCGCCUUCUGGGUGGACAAGAAAGGCAGAGUGUUUUACCGCAUCAACGAGUCCAGUCCCAUGCUGUUCUUCAGCGGCGUCCGCACAGCUGAGCCCCUCUGGGCCCUCAUUGAUGUUUACGGUCUGACCCGCGGAGUGCAGCUGCUCGACAGCGAGAUUGUUCCCCCCGACUGCCUCCGCCCACGCUCCUUCACCACGGUCCGCUCCUCGUCGCUGCGCCGUGAGGCCGACGACUCCCGCCUGUCCGUCAGCCUGUGCGACCUCAACCUGCAGCAGGAGGACGGAGGCUCCGCCCACGGCCACGCCCACCGCCACACCCUCCACCUGGCCUCGGCCUCGGCCUCCUCGGCCUGCCCCAUCCCGCAGAACUCCCUCAACUCCCAGCAGUCCUCGCUGCUGCCGUCCGCCCUGGAGAGCGACCUCCACUUCCACCAGCUGCGCGGCGCCCACAUCAAGACGCUGGACGAGCAGACGGUGGCGAGGUCCGAGCACGCCCGCGAGGAGCGCACGCUGGUGUUCACCAACCGGCCGCUACGCACCGGCGAGACCGUCUUCAUCAAGGUCACCAAGUCCAGCCCGGCGCGCUCGGGCUCGCUGUCCUACGGCGUGACGUCCUGCGACCCGGCGGUGCUGCGUCCCAGCGACCUCCCCUACAACCCCGAGGCGCUGGUGGACAGGAAGGAGUUCUGGGCCGUGUGCCGGGUCCCGACGCCUCUGCAGAGCAGCGACAUCCUGGGCUUCCUGGUCAACCAGGAGGGGGAGGUCAUCCUCAGCCACAACGGCACCAACGUGGGCAUGCAGGUGUGCGUGGACAACUCCCGCCCGCUCUGGAUGUUCUUCGGCCUGCACGGAGCCGUGACGCAGCUGAGGAUUCUGGGCUCCACUCAUCUCGGGGACCCACGGGCCACGUCGAACCCCAGCUCGCCCUCCUCGUCCCCGCACACCCCCAGCGCCCUGGGAAGCGGCAGCUCGGAUCCGGUCCUGAACGGAGGCCUGUGCUCGGCCGCUUACUGCAGCUCGGCGGGCGGAACAACCCCGAACUCACCGGUCAGCCUCCCCAAGUCCCCCACGUUCCCUUCAGGCCGCGGGCCGUGGUCCGACGAGUGCUCGAUCUGCUACGAGAAUGCGGUGGACACGGUCAUCUACGCCUGCGGACACAUGUGUCUGUGUUACACCUGCGGCCUCAAACUCAAGAAGAUGUCCAACGCCUGCUGUCCCAUCUGCAGGAGGCAGAUCAAAGACAUUAUCAAGACCUACCGCAGCACGUAAGGGAAGGCCGGGGCGGACGGACGGCCUCCCGAAGAUCAGCAAAAACCCCCAGAGUUGAGGAAGGAAAUGUUUAAGUUCAGGGAACACGAACUCUGGUACUUUGAUUUAACACAAAUAUUGUUGGCUGGUUCUGUCAUGUGACCUUUUCCAAAGCCGGUACCUCUUGGUCGGGGAGAUCUCUUCUCUCUUUCCCUGCGGAGGCGGCGCUUGAAGUGGCUCUCUCCCGGUAUUACGAAAGACUUUGAAGGAGGAAGGAAAAAAAACAAAACUGAAUUGAUUCUCUUUCAUGCGUUGAGCCAUGCUGUAAGAUUUAGGGACAGUCGCCGGAGCGGUCGAGUCACUUUGGGGCUGAAUGUCUCAAUAACGGCUCCGUUAGAGGACGACUGAAGCGCCGAAAUACGCCGUCAACAAGAUUUGUGACUUUAAAAAAAAAGAAAAAGCACACCGGCAGCAGGUAAUCAUCUCAGUACGUCACAACUUGUGUCUGUGUGUUACUGAGACUCGGAAAAAGAGAUGCUCAAGUGACGGAUCUCUGUUAUUGUUGUGGUGAUUAUCAGUGAGUGAUGUGUUUAGAGACGCAAGGCGGUGCUGAGUAUUUUAAAGUAGGAUUGUAACACCUCUUGUACUCAUAUAACCUAAUGUACCGUUAUGGUAGUUCUAUUGCAAACGUUGGUGGUAGCUAUGUUGUUGUGCUAGCUAGCUGCUUGCUCUGCAAUGUGGUUUGUUGCACUGAAAUCAGCAUCGUCCUCUCAGAAAUGCCCCAGAGAGGAGACAGACACUCAUCGGUUAAAUAAAAAAAACAAAAACACAACCUGCAUCCAGCAGACUCAGCAGCUCUGAAAUCAUGAAAGGAAACAGAAAGUGGAAAAACAAAACAACAAAAAAAUUUGGAUACUCCUCAGGGCCGGCAAUCUUUUUUUGUAAGAACUAUUUUCCCAAUCUCUACCUACAUAACCUAAUACACUGUGAGCGCUCAUGACGAAUUGACAAGUCCUCAAAAAUAGCUCCCAUAACAACAUAAAGUCAAAGGAUUGUUGCCAUGGUAUCAGCCUCCUGCCUUAACAACACAGAAGGUUCAUUUGCGGAUGUAUCAUGUUCUGUGUUUUUCCAAAAAAAAUAGAAAAUAAAAAAACAAAACCACAAAAAAAAAAAGAUUAAUUACCAAAUAAUGCUGUUGUGUGGCACCGACUGUCACAAAAAAUGUUCACUCAGAGGACAAAAAGCACACAAAUUCAAAUGCUAUUUUUGUAAUUCACCACAUUUCAAAUAUUUAAUCUUUGUGAUGGGACUUUCACCAGCAGCAGAGAUCCUUUACAGAAACGGGCAGGGGUAUUAACAAUAAAAAAAACAACUCAGAUUUUGAAUAUUUCUACGAACCCUGUCCCCUUAUUUCAGGUUAAAGCGUCUCCAUACACCCCCGCCCCCGUCACACAUAAGCCAUAGCUUAUACUCCAGGACAACACAGCAGGCUGAGAGGCUGUAUUUUUAAAAACCUUCAUUUUGUAGAUAAUCAACCAAACGGGGCUCAAACCUAUGCUGCUAUGGUAUUUGCCAGCUGACGGUGAUGUUUCACACGUCCCUCCUCCCACAUUACAGUUUGAUUACGCUACUGCUUGAAGUGUUAAUUCACAUUUGAAUGUUAACUUAUGUAUUUAGGGAGAUUUUUAUCGGUGUGCUUGAACUUAAAAAAACAAAAAAAAGGAGAAAAAAAAAAGUUUUAUGUGUUUUUUUGUUGUUGUUUUUUUUUUAAGUUUGUUUGACUUAAUAAUCAAGCUUCUACGAUUUUUGUUUUAUCCAAAACCAUGAGAAUCUAGAUUUGUUUGUGUGAGCAUGGAGGGUUUCUUGUACCUCGAAGCAAACAGAUAUUGCAGUACACAAUCAGACCUAAUUGCUUUGGGGUGCAAGACGCAAACUCUCGGUUUUAUUACAAUCCCUGAAUUCAGGUUUUCUUUCCGUUUUUUUUCUUAGUUUGUUUUUUUUUUUGUAAUUUAUCUUCUUGUGCGUGCGCCCACGUUAGGGAACCCUGCGACCCACUCCUGUAUUUAUAGCGCUUAUCAUUAUAUAGUCUGAAAGCCGUCGCUGUAUGGCAACGAUAAAUGUCACUUUAUGAAGCUACUGAUUGUAAUCUUGUACAUGUUUAGGCCAGCGUUGCUCUCUGAGAUUCAACCAUGGCACGUUUUAUUUUGUGCAGACACUCCGACCAAAUCCAAAAAUCAUUAAAUUUGUUUUUUUUUUUAAACACAUUGUGUAAAUGUAAUUCCUCUCAAUUCAUUAAAUUUUUUGGACCACGUCAAUUAUUAAACUCUCACUAUUUUAAUCUGUACAUGAUUUUAUACACACAUUUAAAUGAAAUUUUAUUUUCUUCAUCCAGAAUGCUCCACAGGCUCCUUGAAUGUUACUGAUCCUGUAAUGUAUUAUUUAUUUGUCCACAUGUACGGGUGGACCGAUUCCUCCAAACCUGCUUUUUAUUGUGUGUUAGCUUUUCUUCUUCUACAUUACACUGAUGCAGCUCCUCUGUGUCCGGCCGAUCACGCAGCAGCACAUUUAGACUUUCUUUCUGUAAAUCUUUUUGUCGUGCAUGAGUUUUCUGUUCACCCAGCGUGAACAUCGGGACCAACGGUAGACGAGCAUCGGAGCGGAACGCUGUUAGUGUUCGUGUAGACUGAAACCAGUGGCUAGAAAAACUAUAUAGCGCUCAGUUUGGCCAUUAUUGUGACACAGCAGCUGAAGUACUUUGCAAACCUGUAAUUUUUUCUUUUUCUUUCUUUCUUUUUAUUUGAAGCAGCAAGCGUUUGUUCGUGAGCUCUGUUCAGUGUGAGUCGGAUGAUUGUGGUUAAUAAACUUUCCAGAUGUGUUUGAGCAAAA